Messenger RNA from Racocetra fulgida, 133 nucleotides. Lineage: Eukaryota; Fungi; Glomeromycota; Glomeromycetes; Diversisporales; Gigasporaceae. The record is from the annotation of a GenBank genome assembly.
GGGCUCACUUUACCUAAGGCCUAUAUAUCUCUUGGAGAAAGAGAAUUUAGUGCAGGCCUUUCUUUUGUGGUGGUGUCUCGUGUUCGUGCCCUUAGCGAUCUACUUUUCAGACCGUUCAAUUUUGACAGGCUAA